Messenger RNA from Cornus florida, 1656 nucleotides. RefSeq lists its product as uncharacterized. The transcript has a single exon. NCBI's taxonomy places the organism in Eukaryota, Viridiplantae, Streptophyta, Magnoliopsida, Cornales, Cornaceae. The coding region runs from base 1 to 1656 and encodes 551 amino acids. Gene Ontology annotation, molecular function: zinc ion binding; nucleic acid binding. The record is from RefSeq and is a predicted model, not a curated record.
AUGGCAAACUUAAAUGGUCAUCUUCAUCAAGAAUGCCAAUCUAAUACUAGUCCUCCUUGGUUCGAUGGAACAAACUGCGGCUAUUUGAAAAAUACUAUGAUUGACUUUCUUCAAUCCGUUGACUAUCAAAUUUGGCUUAUUAUAGUUAAUGGACCUUUUGUUCCAAUGAAAAUUGUUGACACAAGAAGAAUCCCUAAAACUGAAGCUGAAUGGGACACCGAGGAUUAUAAACUUAUUUCUUUAAAUGCUAAAGCCAAAGUCAAUCUAAAUUGUGCUAUAAGUCCUAGUGAAUACAAUAGAGUCUCUACUUGCACCACAGCUAAAGAAAUCUGGGAUAAACUUCAGGUUACUUAUGAAGGAACUUCACAGGUCAAGGAAUCCAAAAUUGACAUCCUUAUGCAUCAAUAUGAAUUAUUUCGUAUGAAUGAAAAUGAGUCUAUUAGUGCAAUGUUUGUGAGAUUUACUGACAUUAUUAAUGGGUUGAAACAUCUUGGAAGAACUAUGACUAACUCUGAUCUUGCAAGGAAAAUUUUAGGAAGCUUACCAGAAAAAUGGGAUGCAAAAGCAACGACAAUUAAGGAAGCUCACAAUCUCAACACACUUGAGUUAGAUGAACUUCUCGGCUCUCUUCUCUCAUGGGAGAUCACUUUAAAAGAUAGAGAAGGAGAUCAUCAUCGAAAGAAAGAAAUUACUCUCAAAGUCUCUCAAAUAAAAAAGGAAGUUGCCGGCAACAAAAGUGAAGAUGAUGAUUCGGCUCUUAUCACUCAAUCCUUCAAAAGAUUUCUUCAUAGGAAGAAAUUCAACAAGGGAAGGUUCAAGAAGGGUGAAUCAUCUAAUGAACAGAGCAAACGAGACACCUCUGCCUGUUUUCGUUGUGGAAAGUCGGGACACUUCAAAGCUGAUUGUCAUGUUUACAAAGAGGAAAAGAAAAAGAGAAGAGCAAUGCAAGCCAAUUGGGAAGAUGGCGACUCAAAUGGCUCCGAAAGUGAUAUUAAAAAGGCAAUCCUCUUUCUCAUGGCAAAUAGGGAUGAGGUAAACUCUAAUUAUAACUCUUCCUCUAAAUGUGAAAUGUCCUAUGAUGAUUUAGUUGAUGCAUUUAAUGGAUUACUUGAUGAUUUUAAAGAAUUGCAUGAUGAACUAGGUAAAAUGGUCAAAAAAUGUGCCUCUCAAAGAAGAGAAAAACUUAUCAUUGAAAGCAAAUUUCAAACUCUUUUAAAUGAAAAUAAGUGCUUGAAAAAGGAAUGCACUUUGCUUAAAGAAACAGGAUCACCUGAACUCAUCUCUGAAAAUGCAUCCUUGAAGUUAAUCAUUGAAGACCAAAUUGAUGGUCUAGCAAAGUUUACUCAAGGUACCAAAAAUCUAAAACUUAUGCUAGGUGCUCAAAGAAGUGUCUUUUAUAAAAAUGGAUUAGGAUAUGACCCUUUUGAUAAGAAAGCAUGUCUAUUAAAAAAGAGAAAGCCUUUGGCUAACUACUUUGUUAAAAGCAAGAACAAAAAUUCUCGAUACAAUUAUUGUAAAAGGAUGGGUCAUCUUAUUCAAGAGUGCUCAAAGAGAAAGCCUAAAUACAUAAAGAAGUGGGUUCUUAAAGGAACAUAUGUGCUCUUAGCUAACUCCCAUGGACCCAACAAGAUUUGGGUACCAAGUGAAAAUACUUGA